Messenger RNA from Fonticula alba, 5315 nucleotides. RefSeq lists its product as hypothetical. Gene Ontology annotation, molecular function: GTPase activator activity; protein binding. The transcript is spliced from 10 exons. Lineage: Eukaryota; Rotosphaerida; Fonticulaceae. Bases 71 to 5005 code for a protein of 1644 amino acids. The record is from RefSeq and is a predicted model, not a curated record.
CUCCCUCCCCCCCCUCCUCCUCCUUGCCUCUCUUCCUGCCCCCGCUGUGGGCCUCAAACAAGGCGCUGUCAUGUCCCGGAGCGGCCCCCUUGCCAUUCGCCUUCACAAUGACUUCGACACUGAGGAGUCCUCCAAGGGGCUGCUCAUCCGCGAGAACGCAUCUACGCGGGAGAUCCUCCGCGAGGCGGUGCGCAAGUUCCGCGUCGGAGUCAGCGACACCACCGACAUCAGUGACUAUGCCAUCAUCCUGACCAUCGGCCCGUCGGAAUGGAUUCUCCCGGAUGCCCCCUUCGGGGCGAUCCAUCGGUUCAUGGAUGCCGUUAAGGGAUACAAGAUGCCGCCGGCCCCGCGCGAUCCGCUUUACGUCACGCAGUUUUCCCCCGACUCAUAUGAAAACGCCCGGAUUUUUCUCACUCGAAAGAAAAAGUUUGUCUCGAUUGCCGUUGGCCACGUCUCCUCGGUCCGCGACUCCUCCAGCAGCUGCCGACUGGGCAUCGAUGACAGCAUGUCUGCCAAGGCUGUCAUCCAGCAGGCCAUCGUCAAAAUGGGCCUCAGUUUCUCCGUCGAGCAGUGCAACCUCUGGUUCAUUCACGAUGGCAUCACUGAACGCUGCUUCGACUAUCUCGAGCACCCGAGCAUGACAAUUUCCUACUGGCGACGCCGGGGACAACGAGAGAACAUCCGGUUGGUCAUCCGCCCGCGCCAGGUCAACCCCCACGGACUGGUGGUGCUAUCGACUCUCGGAGAGGUCUAUCCCCCUCCACAGCCUGAGGACUCCCCUUUCCGCGUCAAGUGCAAAGAACGCAAAUACCUCAACUCCGCCUGGCUGGCCUGCCUUCGGUCCUUCCCUGCCAACAACCAAUGUGCCGACUGUACUGCCCCCUGGCCGCGCUUCGUGUCACUGAACCUCGGGAUCUUCCUGUGCGAGGAUUGCGCCGGCAUCCACAUGGAUCUCAGUACCUGCUCCGAGAACUCCGGGCACCACCAAGCCCUGCCCUUCUGGUCCAAGAUCCGGCCAAUGGACUUCUUCAACUGGUCGUCGGAUCUCUUCGAGCUUUUCGUGCUGAUCGGCAAUGCCCGAUCCAACAGCCUCUGGGAGCGCUUCCUCCACCGCCCCCAGCCGGACUAUGAUCGCGCGCAGUUCAUCGCCGGCGAGGCGAUCAUGAAACAAGCGCAGCCGGACAACGAUCAGAUUGCCGCCUGCUUGACCCCGAGCCAGCCAGAGUUGCCGAUUCUCCGUGGCCCGCCAUUCCCCCAAUACUACGACUGGGUGAAGCCCCUGCCGAUGGCCGUGCUGGACAUCAAGCGGCGCUUCAUCAUCAACAAGUACAUCUUCCGGCGCUACUCUUUGGACCUGAGCCGAGCCAUCCUACCAAGCCGCACUCCGAUUGAGGUCCUCUUCCGGUCGAUUGCCAACGCCAAUCACGCCCUUGUGGCACAUCUCCUGGCCCAAGGGACCUCGGCAUUUGUGAAGGGGGUCAUCGAUCCGAACCAGCAGCACCCAAACAAGACAAGCUUCUUUGGGCAGUCGCCCUUGCAUUUUUCCGCGCUGCGUAGCAACUCGCCGAUGUCCCUGCUGCUUACCUGGGCCGGGUGUAACCCCUCAGCACGGGACAAUCGCCAGCGCUCGCCGCUGCACUUUGCCUCGGCCAUCAAGCGCAAGCAGACGGACUUCAAUACGCAACUUUUCCGCGAAUCCCAGGUCCUCUUCGAUGCAUUGGAGCGUGAGUUCUUCGACCUGGAGCCAGUGCACGAUCCUUCCGGCCAUCCAGCCCUACGGGCGGAUGUUCGCGCGGCCUGCAGCCUGUUCCUGCUGCACUUUGGCCAGCCGUCCGAGCACCUGGUCCAGGAGUUUGUCUCGCCCGAGGGCCGGCAGAUCCGUCUCUUUCUGGCGUCCAUCCCGGAUGCCGGGAUACAGCGCCUCUUCGCCUCAGCCGUGGCCGAGAUUGAGCAUCGGUGGAGUCACCGGACCGAGGCCGAGGCCGCGGCCGCCAAUUACUCCAGCGAUGUUGCGGUUCUCCUGUCCGAUGCCAUGAACUCCGACGAGCUGCUGGUUGCCCAGAUGUCCGAUGACCACCUGCCCUUGCUGCUGGAUGCCCUGACUGCGGAGGUGACGCUUCGUGAGCAGGCGUCCGUCUACCUGCGACACAUCCGUGCGGUCGGCCCGCGGCAGCAUGCCCGGCCGCGGCCUCGCCAAAAGCCGGCCAAUCGGGACUCCGUGGCGCAGGCCGUGUCGGCCUGGGAGUCACGCAAGUCCCUGAGUGCCGAGGCGAUUGCCGCCCAAUCUGGCACCAGUGUGGAGCACCUCCAGGCCAGCAUGGCCGGGGCUUCGUUCUUUGUGUCCGCGCCAGCGGGGCAUCCUGGCAGGCCUGGCCACGCGUUCGGCGCGGCGGCAACCCCCGACCCGGAACCCGCGCCGAGCACCAGCUUCUCCUCGGUCUUCCGCCAGGCCUUCUCUCGGAAGAGCUCAGCCAUCAGCUCGGAGGCAGGGCCCGCCGGUGUUGGCAGCGCCUCGACGCUGGGGGCAAAGUCGCGCAAUGCCGCCGGCAAGUCGCAGGCCAACUCCACUGGGCCGUCGACCACCAGCGCUGGUGCGGGUGCUGGCGCGGGCGCCGGCCCCGGUACCGGCGCCGGGUCCGGGACUGAGCUCAUCUUCCGGACUCUCGGCACUGGCCCGGGCUACUCGCCGGUUCCGUCGCAGUGGAUGGAGGACUUGCUGAAUAUGCAGCUGGCGGAAUUGUCCUCCAUCUCGGGCGUGGCAUCGGAGCUGCUGUUGAUGAGCGACAUCUCGCAAGACCUGCUGCUAAGCGUGGACGAUCGCCUGGGCAUGGACCUCGUGGAUCAGGCCUCCAACUCGCGGACGGUCUUCGUGUCCGGGGAUCCGCCCACGGCCGGGGGAAUGCCCACUGGGGGCAAUAGUCAGGGCGGCUCGCCGGCCAGUAAGCAGUCCUUCGCCGUGGACAUGACGCAAAUCAUCAACAAGCAGGGGGGCAGCUCCCCCGGGGGCCGGGCCGACAGCCCCAUCAGCGGCAUGAAGCCUCCGCCGGGACAGCCACCGGCCCACCUGCGUGCUGGGUCCUUGGCACAUAAUGGCGCGCCGCAAUUGGCCCCCGGACCCUUCCAGGGGACCAAUCGCCUGUCCAUGAUGCGCAGUCCCACGCCCCUGGGUCCCGGGGAGGGCGGCUCUUCUGGCGGCCCCGGCACCGCUGCCGCCCUGCCCGGCAACUCGCUCCACCAUACCAGCUUCAGCCCCUCGCGACCGUCGCCGGGUGUGCAUUCGCAGCACCAGAUGCACCGGUUCAGCGCGUCCCCAGCCUUGACGGGGUCCUUCUCUUCACAGCCGCAGCCCGGACCCGGGGGGUAUUCGGCCUCGGCGUCGGCCUACCACGCCGGCCAGCAGGCCCAAGCGCCCCAGCUUCCCCCCUCCUUGCUGGGGAAUUCCACCUCCAGCGUCGGGGCCCCGGCGGCUGUGACCGGCACCUCUUCGCCCGCAAACAUGGGCUCCUCCUUGUACUUCAUCCAGCAGCAGCAGCAGCAGCAGCAGCAGCAGCCGGGACAGCAUCUCCCCCAGCAUGCGUCGGCGCAACUCCAGCCGCCUGCACAAUACUCGGCGGGCCUUUCGACGCACCCCUACCCGCUGCACCCGCCGUCGCCGGCGCUCCCGCACCAUAUCCACCAGCACUCAAACGCGAUGCCAGUGCCACACCAUCCAGGCCACCAGCAGCCCCAAGGAUCGGGCUCAGUGCCCAUGUCCAUGUUCCUCCCCCCGUCGAUUGUCAGCUCGCCACCGGGGCAGCAGGCCCUCCACCCGCAGCCAGGCCCACAGGCCGGCCUUUCCCGGUCCACCAUGUCUUCUUCGCUGUCAGAUUUCCGUGGCCCUGCCGGAUUGGCCCCCCCGGCGCCUGGGUCUGGCGUGUAUGCCGGGCCACCGGCGAGCGCCCUUCCUCCGGCACUCCAAUCCAACUGGCAGGCACGCACUCGGGCCAGCUCCAUUGCCGGUGACCUUCCCAGUGGACGGAUCCUCCCGGAGUCGCAGUCGCCCCUCUCGGCGACCGCCCUGCCGCCCAAGCUGACAGCUCCACCCUCCCAGGCGCUGGCCCCGGCGGCGUCAUACGAUCAGCAGACCAUCGACCCGCGCAUGCAUCAGCAGUUCCAGCAGCAGACCCAUCAGCAGCAAGCCCAGCAUCCCUUUGCCCACCCCCAUCAGCAUCAGCACCAGCGCCAGCAGCAUCACACCCAUCACAGCCAGCCACCGUCUCAGCAGGUCCCGCCGCCUGGGGCGGGCCAUUUCCCCCAGCCAUCUCCCCCGGCAGGGGCCCUGUUUUCCGGUGCGGCCCUGCCGCCGCCGCCGCCGCCGGCCACCAUGCACUUGCCCGCGGCGCCGGGGUCCACUGCUGCUGUCCGACCCCCGCAACACCCUCCACGCGUGGCGGGCCCGGGCACGUCCCCCGCACAGCCUGUCGCUGCCGCGUCGGCCGUGGCUGCCGCCGCGGGGUCGUCGGUCCCGCACCCGGUUUCGGCCCCGGUGCCAACUCCCGCUUCGCCCUUGAGCACCCAAAGCCCGGUGGCCAGCCCCACCGGGUGUCCCCGGCGCGAAGCCGAGCGCGGCCUCUCGGCCAUUGUGUGUGAGCAGCUGACGCCGCUUACUUCGCAGAUGGUUGCCUCUCUUGGGAAUCUGCCCGCCCGGGUGGGUCCUGGAACAGCCGGGCUGCCUGAGGGGCUGCACGAGGCUUCGAAGCGCCUGCUCCAGGCAACCGACGGCUUCUUGGCGGAGCUGGUCCGCUGCGGCGGCAGCAUGGCCUGCUCCAUGGACCCGGCUUUGGCUGAACUUGGUGUGGCUCUCACAAAGGGGGCUGGCGAGGUGGCUCAGGCGGCCGGACAACUGCGUGUUUGCUUCGCCGACACUCAGCCUGUCACCGAGGCCGAUGCCUUCCGGGUGGCCGUCCGCGGGCGCCUUCUUCUCCUGAUGCAAGCCGUGCGCCAGGCCCUUUCCCUCUGCUCGUGAGAGGUACCAGCGCCAUUGGUCUCUGCCUGGUCUUCAGGAAGCCCCCAGUACACGGGUGUGCAUGCGUGUGUGUGUGUGUGUAUGUUGAUGUUUUUCUUUUUCGGCGAGGGGGGACAUGCUCCCGACAUAGUUCAUCCGGUGGCCACCCCCCUCCCCCCCUCCCCCUUACCUCCCUUCUGCCGCCCCUCCUAUCGGCCCCAUGCGCUUGUUCAUGUACCGGCUGGUCCCGGCAGCGCCUCUCACCAUGCGGGCGAUAUACACAAUCCUGAGCACACCCACCCCCAAAUACAUGCACACACACACACACACA